AACUUCCUCUACACAAACGCUAUCCGGUUUGAGGAGGUGACGUCAUAUCGAAACCGGCGAGAAUAGUCCCGCCUCCAUUUUUUUCCCCCCCACUCAAAGCCAAGUCGCUUAUUGGCUAAUUCAGACGACUCUCCUCAGACCUGCGUUUUCAUUGGUUGUUCAAAAGGCGUGUUCGUCAGCUUGAACAAGAAGCCUGUUUCUAAUUGGUUAGUGCGACUGCCAGUCGUUUCCUGUUCAUGUCAACGGUCAGAGGAAUAUGGCUGCCACCAUAAACUCAGAAGCAGAUGGGAAUAUCAAAGAAAGCAGCAUGUCUUUUAAGAAAGCUUUAACAGCAGUCCAGCCCCUCUCUCUGAGGAUUGUUGCCGAAUGUCCUGUGACCAAAGCCAGAGCUUGUGAUCUGACGCUGCCUCACUGCACCGUCAGCACGCCGGUUUUUAUGCCUGUUGGCACGCAGGGAACCCUGAAGGGGAUCACUGUGGAUCAGCUGGAGGUUCUCGGUUGUCAGAUUUGUCUGGGAAACACAUACCACCUGGGCAUGAGGCCGGGACCUGAGCUGAUAGAGAAGGCAAACGGUUUACAUGGGUUCAUGAACUGGAAGAGAAAUCUUCUAACUGACAGCGGAGGAUUUCAGAUGGUGUCUCUUGUUGAACUCUCAGAAGUCACAGAGGAAGGAGUCAAAUUCAAGUCGCCGUAUGAUGGCAAAGAGAUCUUAUUGAGUCCGGAGAAGUCCAUCAGCAUACAGAACAGUCUGGGGUCGGACAUCAUGAUGCAGCUGGACGACGUGGUCAGCAGUACUGUGAGGGGACCGCGGGUGGAGGAAGCCAUGCAUAGAUCCAUUCGUUGGCUGGACCGCUGUAUAGCCGCUAAUAAACAUCCAGACAGACAGAACCUUUUUGCCAUCAUCCAGGGAGGAUUAGACGCAGAGCUGCGCAAGGCCUGUCUGGACGAAAUGACUCAACGGGACGUCCCUGGUUUUGCCAUUGGCGGCUUGAGUGGAGGAGAGGAGAAGGACGACUUCUGGCGGAUGGUCACACUGAGCACUGACCACCUGCCACGAGAAAAGCCUCGCUACCUGAUGGGCGUUGGGUAUGCUGUGGACCUGGUGGUGUGUGUGGCUUUGGGAUGCGACAUGUUUGACUGCGUCUUCCCGACCCGCACCGCGAGAUUUGGUUCCGCCUUGGUGCCUUGGGGGUCUCUUCAGGUGAAGCAGAAGCAGUUUGCCAAAGACUUUCAGCCCAUAGACCCUGACUGCCAGUGUCCCACCUGCAAGAGACACAGUCGGGCUUACCUGCAUGCCUUGUUUAAGAGUGACACUGCCGCCAUGCAUCACGUCACCAUUCACAACAUUGCCUACCAGCUCACCCUGAUGCGUUCUGUGAGGCAGAGCAUCGUGGAAGGCCGCUUCCCCGAGUUCAUACGGACAUUCAUGAAGCGACUGUUUCCUUCCCGGGAUCAGUACCCCAGCUGGGCGGUGGAGGCUUUAGCUUCUGUCAAUGUGACUUUGGAAUAGGACUUUGAAGCCAAACUCUAAAUGGAGAAAACCUUUCAACGCAGACUGAAAAAAAAAAAACAUGUUGUACUUUAUUCUUAAAUGAAAUUUUUUAUAAGAUUUUGUACUUGUUUGUAUUUUAGUGUAUGCGUUUACAGUUUUAUUAAAAGCUAAGCAUCUUUUUUUUUUUUUUUAAUCUACCAUUUCACACUCUGACAAUAUAGGAGGAAAUAGGCUUUAAAAGAGGUUUUAAACAGAUGAACAUUUCCUCUGAAAUACUUUUUUUUUUUUUGUCCCAGUGGUUACAGAGGAGUGCCUUCCUAUUUCAUUUUUCUUUAUUUAAUUUCCUGCCAGUCUGUUUAUAAACCUCCUGUAAUGUAUUUCAAGAGUAUUUUUGUUAUUUUCUCCAUAGCACUGUGUUAUUAUAUUGAGAAUAUUGCUCCUAAGGUUUUAAACUGCUUUACAGCUCAUCACGCUGGAACUGAUUAAAUACUUUGACUGGC
Fundulus heteroclitus (mummichog) is the source of this 1992-nucleotide messenger RNA. RefSeq names its product queuine tRNA-ribosyltransferase 1 (gene qtrt1). Gene Ontology annotation, cellular component: cytosol. The coding region runs from base 257 to 1510 and encodes 417 amino acids. The record is from RefSeq and is a predicted model, not a curated record. NCBI's taxonomy places the organism in Eukaryota, Metazoa, Chordata, Actinopteri, Cyprinodontiformes, Fundulidae. The transcript is spliced from 9 exons. Gene Ontology annotation, molecular function: tRNA-guanosine(34) queuine transglycosylase activity.